AAAGAGUCAAAAAGUAGUAACUCAAGUAACAGUAGUUUAAUCAUCAAGUUGAGUUGAGUAGAAAAGAGAGCACAAAUCAAAAGAAACCCCAGCUCACUCAAACUGAAGACGAACAAUAAUGGCGGUUUCUGUCUCCAUUUUCGCCAUAGUCAUUGCUCUUCAUCUCAUUGCUUUCGUCUUUGCUGUUGGCGCUGAACGACGUCGUAGCACGGCACAAGUAGUUCCAGACCAGUAUGACGAGCGUACGUACUGCAAAUACGAUUCAGACGCUUCGACUUUGUACGGAUUAGCUGCGUUUGGAUUGCUUCUUAUUAGUCAUUUGUUGAUUAAUGGAGUUACUAAGUGUUUUUGUUUUGGGAAAGGUCUUGUUAAUGGUGGUUCCACUACUUGGGCUAUUUUUUUCUUCAUCUUUUCAUGGGUGACCUUCCUGGGUGCAGAAGCAUGUUUGGUUGCGGGUUCAGCAAGAAAUGCAUAUCACACGAAGUACCGAGGUGUCUUUGGUGGAGAAAGUAUAUCUUGUGCUACCCUCCGCAAGGGAGUUUUUGCUGCAGCAGCUGCACUGACAUUGCUGUCGAUGGUUGGGUCUGUCGUCUACUACUGGAUCCAUUCCAAGGCUGACACUGGUGGUUGGCAGAGGCAUCGGAAUGAAGGUAUUGGAAUGACAGUCUCAGAUACGACUCAGCCGCCCCAACAUCAGACAGGUGAUUUCAGCAAGCCGUAAUGUUCCUAUGAUCGGGUUUUGGUAAUCGACACAGUUUUGACUGUACAAUUGAUUACACAAGGUUCUAAACGAAGUCAGAAAUGACUUUCUAGUAAUAUGUGCUGAUAUAUACAUAUAUAUCUAUGUAUGUCAUGAUAUAAGUUGGUUCAACAAUUGAUAUCUAUAUACAUAAUGAAGUAGAUUGUUGUGUUUAUUCAUGUACUAAAGCUGUAUAUUAAUCUUUUAAUGGAUCGUUGGACUCU
This is a messenger RNA of Amaranthus tricolor (Joseph's coat), 963 nucleotides long. RefSeq lists its product as uncharacterized. The record is from RefSeq and is a predicted model, not a curated record. The transcript has 3 exons. The coding region runs from base 119 to 721 and encodes 200 amino acids. NCBI's taxonomy places the organism in Eukaryota, Viridiplantae, Streptophyta, Magnoliopsida, Caryophyllales, Amaranthaceae.